Anopheles stephensi (Asian malaria mosquito) is the source of this 2239-nucleotide messenger RNA. Its product is annotated as cytochrome P450 4d1-like. The transcript is spliced from 4 exons. The coding region runs from base 333 to 1835 and encodes 500 amino acids. NCBI's taxonomy places the organism in Eukaryota, Metazoa, Arthropoda, Insecta, Diptera, Culicidae. The record is from RefSeq and is a predicted model, not a curated record. Gene Ontology annotation, molecular function: iron ion binding; monooxygenase activity; heme binding.
UUCAAACUUCCUGUGACUCAUUGCAAGAUUUAAAUAGAAAUUACUAAUGGGAUCACCUGAGUGCAAUAUUGCAAAUUCAUGGCUAAAUCUACUGUCUGUAUCCAAAAAAUCAUCCAUUGCAAGACAUCUUUUUUGCUUAUCGUGACAUUUACUUUCCUACCUUGCAACAGACAGCAGACGGCCAUACCUUCACAGUAUUUUUAUGAUAAGGAAUGAACUAAUCCAACAGGCACGAUAAGGCGUACGGUGUAUAAAUAUCAAACGCGACCUGCCCCUAGCACUAGUGGCGGAUAAAACGUUCGAUAAGCGAGAGUUCAGUCUUCGGCAGCAAGAUGUUUGUUCUGGUGGCGAUUGUUGUGGUGUAUCUUUCUUACUUGCUGCUUAGCUACCAUCGAAAGCGGCAAGAAGUGCUUAAGGUGUUGCAGUACUUUAAGGGACCACAGCCGGAAUAUUUUCUAGGUUGCACCUCUAUGUUUAAGGACAAAUCCAUGCCAGAAAUAUUUGACAUCAUUAACGAUUGCCAUCGUGUGUACGGCAAGGAUGUGUGCUUCAUCGGAGCAUUCAACGAGAUGGAGCUGCAAAUCUCUUCUGCUCGAAAUAUAGAGAAGAUACUGCUGACGAAAACUACGAAAAAGUCCUACCAGUACGACUUUCUCGAACCUUGGCUCGGUACCGGGCUGCUUCUGUCCUUCGGUGAGAAGUGGUUCCAACGGCGAAAGAUCAUCACCCCUUCGUUCCACUUUAAAAUUCUCGACCAAUUUAUGGAUGUGUUCAACAAGGAGGCGGACACACUCGUCACCAAGCUCGAACGACACGUAAACCAGAAAGAGUUCAAUAUCUACGAUUACAUCACGCUCUACGCGCUGGAUAGCAUUUGUGCAACGUCGAUGGGCGUUCACAUUAACGCUCAGGAAGAUCCUAACAACGAGUACGCGCGGGGCGUGAAGAAGGUGUCCGAGUACGUUUUUCGACGCAUCUUUAGCGUACUGAGCCAGUUCCCUGCCCUGUUUGUGCUGUACUCCUAUGCACGGGAUCAGGGUAGAGUUAUCAAGCAGUUGCAUGAUUUCACCAACUCCGUGAUUGAUACGCGAAGAAAGCAGUUGGCUCAGGAGAGCAAAGUGCACAAGGUGGAGGAUGAUUUCUCAAAGCAUCGCGAUACGUUCCUCGAUCAGUUGUUGAAGGUGAAGAUCGAUGGACGCCCGCUCAGUACGGCCGACAUUCGGGAGGAGGUUGAUACGUUCAUGUUCGAAGGACACGAUACGACGACAUCCGGGAUAUCGUUCAUAAUUCUACAGCUUGCCAAACAUCAGAACAUUCAACAGAGGCUGUACGAAGAGAUCGUGACAGUGUUGGGCGAUUCGGCUGGAUCGGUAUUUCUUACCAACUCUCUCCUGCAUGAGCUAAAGUAUCUUGACAUGGUGAUAAAAGAGUCAUUGCGCUUUGUGCCUCCGGUCCCGUUCAUUGGACGUAAACUUCUCGAGGACACGGAACUAAAUGGCACCACAAUUCCCGCCGGAACAACCGUCUCGCUCAACAUCUUCGCCCUUCACCGCAACCCGGAAGUGUUUCCCGAGCCGGAAAAGUUCAUCCCGGAGCGUUUUUCGGACGACAAUCAAAUCAAACGAGCACCGUACGAUUACGUUCCCUUCAGUGCUGGCUCGAGGAACUGUAUCGGCCAGAAGUAUGCGCUGCUGGAGAUGAAAGUUACCAUCAUGAAGCUGCUUGCCAGCUACCGCAUCCUGCCCGGCGAAUCCAUCGAUCAAGUACGCUACAAGGCCGAUCUUGUCAUCCGGUCCGAGGGUGGCAUACCGGUGAAGCUCGCCAAAAGAAAUUAACUCGGGGCAUACUUCAUUAACAAACUUGUCCGCGUCGUCGUCUAAUCUUGGCCGCCGUUGAAAAGAAGUCCUCACCGGGCUGACCUGAUUGGCCUUUCACUAACGAGCUUUUUGCCUUCUGCUGGUGGUGGUCUGCUCUGCAGUGGGUAGCUCAUCAACGUACCUUACCUGCUCGGAAUAUUCUAAUUUAAUUAAUCAAUCUGAAACCCCCACUAUUCCCACGUCAGCACGAUUGAGUGAUGCCGAGCCGUGAAUGAUACAAGAAAAAGUUGAAAAACAUAACCACAAAAACUCUCUACGCCACUUCAUGUUGCGCACGUUGUACAGUAACAGCCUGCCUGGUGAUGGCACAGCAAUGGUUUCAUAAAUUAAAUUUAUCAACUUUUUCCUUUCGACCACAGGCA